Molecule: messenger RNA, 709 nt
Organism: Raphanus sativus (radish)
Lineage: Eukaryota; Viridiplantae; Streptophyta; Magnoliopsida; Brassicales; Brassicaceae
Product: histone deacetylase complex subunit SAP18
Exons: 6
Coding region: 48-509 (153 amino acids)
Biological process (GO): negative regulation of DNA-templated transcription
Cellular component (GO): nucleus
Molecular function (GO): transcription factor binding; transcription corepressor activity
Source: RefSeq, a predicted model, not a curated record
UGCUAAACUACACCGUCGUGAGAGAGACUUUCGAGAGAGAGAGAGAGAUGGCUGAAACAGCGAGAAGACAAGGUGGUGGUGGGAGGCUGUUUCCGCCGCCUCCUCCGAGAGGCGUUAAUCAACCCCCUCGCCCUAAAGCCGAGCCUGUCGAUCGCGAGAAGACGUGUCCUUUGCUUCUUCGUGUGUUCACCAAGAGUGGUGGUCAUCAUACUAAGGAAGAUUAUGCUGUGAGAGGCAAAGAGCCAAAGGACGAAGUUCAGAUUUACACUUGGAAAGAUGCCAAUCUUCGCGAGCUAACGGAUUUGGUCAAAGAGGUUUCUGUGGCAGCUAGGAGAAGAGAUGCUAGAUUAUCGUUUGCGUUUGUUUAUCCAGACAAGAAUGGCCGCUUUAUUGUCAGACAGGUUGGUCAGACGAUGUCUUAUCCAAACCGAAAACAACCAGACGACAGUAAAACACUCGCUGACCUUCAUUUCGAGAUUGGAGAUUAUCUGGAUGUGGCAAUCUACUAGGAGGAAGAGGUUUCUGUUUUUUUCCUCGAGUAGCAUUUAGGGGUGUGUGCACAAGCAAAAGAACACAUUCAUAGUUGUUCCUAUUCCCUUUUUUUUUAACAACAGUUGUUCCCAUUUCAAAACUUCGUUUGGACACAUAUUAUGUAUCCUUGGAUCUGGUCUGUGCACAACUGGUUUAGUCAUAACUUUUCUCAAAAACU